AUGGAUUUGCUAAGCAAUCCCAAGUUCAUGAUAACCCUCAGCUACGGAUCGAUCUCAAUGAUGUUGUAUGCGAUCGUCUCGAUCGUUAUUUUCAACGAGCACCGCCAAUUCAAUGGAUCGUUUUUUCGGAUGUUCGUUGCCGGUUCUUUCAUGAAUCUGUGGACAUAUCUCAAUUCGUUCGUCACAAUCCGCAUUCCGCAACACACCAACUACAACGGAACAUUCGCUCCGAUCUACCUCAAACUCAAUCAACACAACACGACUCCGUGCAGUUUCUUGAGCUUCUGCCAUAUGAUGCAUUUCCAAUUCGCUUAUACCCAAUAUAUGUAUAAUUUCAUAACAUGCCUUAAUCGCGUCUCAGCAAUACUGUUUCCAAUGAGAAGUGAACAGUUCUGGCAAAAAUAUAUCUGGGCGAUUUUGUCGUUUGUAUUCAUCGGACCAUUCAUAUUCACAUAUCAUCUAUAUUUCAAUACCUCAUAUUUCGAGUAUAACGGAACAUUCUUUGUAACCCUUUCGACAUAUGUAGUCCUUUUUGGGGUUAUACCGAAUAUUCAUUGUGACGGCAAUGCGAGGCCUCUUGAACUUCAUCUAUUCUUCAUGUCCUUCUGUGUCUUUAUUAUCGAUAUGUUUCUAUCAACUUUGACGAUUGCUAAUUAUGUUUGCUCAAAUGUGCCAGAGAUCAAAGAAACCUUAGGAGAAGACACUUACAACGCAUUGGUUACUAUCGUAUUAGUGUUGACCCCAUUCGCGAGUGAUAUGCUCACUUUGUCGCACCCUUGGCUCAUUCUAAUAUUUAGUCGAGGAAUACGCGAGAGGUUCCAUAUUCGACUACUCCGAUUCCCACUCUAUAAAUGUCUGAAUAAGCAGUUGACUGCCGCCAGCACUGGUCGUUCGACCCCACUGCCUACGGUUGGAAGUGUCGGCUUUCUCAAUCGUCAUUCUUCUAGAAUCGCAAAUGUGAAUUGA
Messenger RNA from Caenorhabditis bovis, 966 nucleotides. The record is from the annotation of a GenBank genome assembly. NCBI's taxonomy places the organism in Eukaryota, Metazoa, Nematoda, Chromadorea, Rhabditida, Rhabditidae.